GAAAGCAGAGCUGUCUGGGUACUCAGUAGCAGGGCUUAGUGAUGAAGGAAGCUCUUCAGCGGAUGGAGACUGAGAAGGAGCAACAGAUGGAGGAGGCGGAGCAGGUUCCACCAAAGGAAGGGCUAGCCCUUCGCCGGGUGGGGCCAAAAAAGGGGCCGAAGGUGGACAAGGGUCUAAUUCAACCGAUGGGGGAGAAGGAACAGGGGCUACAAAAGGAAGAGCUUGUUCUUCACGGGAUGGAGGAGAACCAGGGGUUGCAGAUAAAAGCAGAUCAGAAAGGGAUACAGGAGGAGGCCCUCCACCCGACUGACGGGGAGCAGGGGCUACAUAUGGAGGAGACUCUUACCCCGAUGCAAGCGGAACAAGGUCUAAAGAUCGAGGAGGCGCUGGCCCUCCAUCGGAUGGAGGCAGAACAGGGGCUACAGAUGGAGGAGGCUUUUAUAAUUCACCUGAUGGAGGCGGAGUUGGCGGUGAUGAGAGCAAGAACUAGCCACAUGAGAGAGAAACAGGAAGAAAUGGAAGCUGCUGUUGAAGCGAAGAGAAAUGGGCUGGAAUUGAGGAAGAUAAACCGCGAUCGACGCCUUGCCCAAUUGCUGCUUUUGGAAGAAGCAGAGCAGGUCCUCCUGGGCCUUCUGUUCCCGCCACUAAACUGAAACGAGGAGUCAUUUGCUGUCAUGUUUGGUUCAACUAGUCCUUUGUUACAUUUUCUUUCUGUCUACUCUCUUUUUAGCUUAUUUCCUGCAACUUUAUUGCGUUUGUGUUUGCAAAAAUAGUAUAAUAGGCCUUUUGUUGAACCACAUAAAUAAACAGCCAUAACCUGC
Messenger RNA from Rubroshorea leprosula, 821 nucleotides. NCBI's taxonomy places the organism in Eukaryota, Viridiplantae, Streptophyta, Magnoliopsida, Malvales, Dipterocarpaceae. The record is from the annotation of a GenBank genome assembly.